Pichia kudriavzevii is the source of this 552-nucleotide messenger RNA. RefSeq lists its product as uncharacterized. Lineage: Eukaryota; Fungi; Ascomycota; Pichiomycetes; Pichiales; Pichiaceae. The record is from RefSeq and is a predicted model, not a curated record. The transcript has a single exon. Gene Ontology annotation, cellular component: nucleus; cytoplasm. Bases 1 to 552 code for a protein of 183 amino acids. Gene Ontology annotation, molecular function: ATP hydrolysis activity; AMP kinase activity; ATP binding.
AUGACGCUAAGGAAGUUACCAAAUAUAAUAAUUACUGGUACUCCAGGAUGUGGAAAAACAUCACAUGCUGAAGAGUUUGUAUCACAGAAUCCUGAAUUUACCCACAUUAAUGUAUCCGAGUUUGCAAAAGCGAAUGGAUGUAUAGAGGGAUAUGAUGAAGAAAGAGAUAGCAGUAUAGUCAAUGAGGAUAGGAUGUUAGAUCUGCUUGAAACAAUGUCAGAAAAGGGUGGACUGGUUAUAGACUGGCAUUGUUGUGAAAUUUUCCCUGAGAGGUGGAUAGAUUUAGUUGUGGUUAUAAGAUGUAAAAAUACUGUACUUUAUGAGAGGUUGGAGAAAAGGGGCUACAAGCAAUCCAAGAUAACAGAAAAUGUUGAAUGUGAGAUCAUGCAAGUUUUGUUGACAGAAGCAAUGGAAAGUUACAAUCCUAACAUCGUUGUUGAAUUACGGAGUGAAGAUGUUGACUCUUUGGAUGAAAAUGUAUUCAGAAUCUCGCAGUGGUACCAACUGUGGAAGAAAAACAAUCCAGAUGGUGUUUCUAAUGAACUGGAAUGA